UACAUACUCAAUGGCGUAGCAUGCAACGUGCUCAUGUGACCCGCCGCCGUUAUCAGCAUAACUUUUUGUUAUCGCCCCUCAAGCUCUGGCAUCCACCAGCAUCCGGAUAUCAAAUCUCAACGAUAAUCCAAAAUGACGAGUGACGACCAGUUUUUCUUCGACUACCUCGCUUCCAUCCCCCAUGACGUAAAGCGAUACUCGCUCCAGGUCGCAAACUCCAUCGACCGACAAGUCGACAGCGCUGCUACAACCCUUCGAGACUCGCUGUCACAACAGUCAUGGCUUCCUUCAUCCGUACGACCUUCGCGAAAAACCGUUGAUGUCGUUCCAACGCGGUCGUUGACGGGUCGCGUGCAAGAUUGGGUUAUUUCAAAUCGGGCGUUGAGUGCCUCCGCCUUGGCGUUUAUCGGGACGACAUGCGUUUUGUAUUUUGGGAAUAAGACGUUGAAUGGGAAGCGGAGAAAGGCGAGGAGGGCUGGGAAUGGUGCCCGGAAGGAAAUAGUCGUUAUUGCCGGUUCACCCCACGACCCGAUAGUGAAGUCGAUUUCUUCAGACUUGGAGCGACGAGGAUACAUAGUUUAUAUUACAGUGUCGUCGGCAGAGGAGGAACAUGUUGUUCAGUCGGAGAACCGGAUAGAUAUCAGGGCACUUUGGCUCGAUUUGACUACGACGCCUCCAUCGCCAUCUGAUAUCCAUCCGUCCUUACGAGGAAUCCGCUCCUUGAUCACACAGCCUCAGUUCCCCAUGCCUGGUGUGCCACCACACACUUGCCAGCUGAGUGGUCUCAUCGUGAUUCCUUCGUCCCACUACGAACAUGGCCCCGUGGCCACGAUCCCCCCGUCUACCUGGGCCGAUACGGUCAACACCCGAAUUCUCUCCCCGGUGUUGGUGACCCAGCUCUUCCUGCCCCUCCUCACGCUGCGCAGCAGCCCUAGCAACAUCGUCCUCGCCUAUCCCUCGAUCUCAUCCUCGCUUUCCGCACCCUUUGCAGGUCCCGAAGUUGCAACAGCGCGUGCCCUGUCAGGGUUUGCAACAUCUCUUCGAACGGAACUUAGUCUUCUGCAAAAUGGAAACGUGAGCGUGGUGGAACUGAAAUUGGGCAACCUGGAUCUAGGGUCGUCUCGACCUCAGAGCCGUGUUGCAGGGACGGAAACUCUGGGUUGGAAUGCUCAGCAGCGCGCUCUGUACGGAUCUCAGUACCUAUCCAGCAUUGAACAGCGGCCGGUGGCAUCCGCAGGACCAAGUGCGGUGCGAGGAUCCCCGGCACGUCACUUGCACCACGCGGUACUUGAGGCAUUGGAGCCGCCGUCGAAGAAUAUCUUCGGACAGAAGACGUCGAAAACGACGGUGGUGUAUGCUGGCCGGGGAGCGCGUAUGUAUGGUGUGAUUGGGGCGUUGGCACCGGGCGGCUUAGUAGGAUGGAUGCUCGGGCUUCGCAGUGGAUACGCGACUGCGGGCGAUGGGAUGAGUGGAAGCUUCCAUGAGGCGAGUUGGGAAAAGGUUUAGUGUUUAAUUCUUUUUUAUUUCUUGCUUUCUUGUUCUUGGCUGGGCACUGUAUGCAUUAUGGGUAAUUGAAUCUUCACUCAGGUUAUAGCAUUCACAUUGCGUAGAAUACUACCAGUACGCGAGUCAUUCUGCAACGGACACCGUUUGGAUGUGACUCGGAAGCCAAUUGCUAGUCCCAAUCUGACACAAUGGCAAGAUCCAGACCCGUUUCC
Aspergillus glaucus CBS 516.65 is the source of this 1718-nucleotide messenger RNA. Its product is annotated as DUF1776 domain-containing protein. The record is from RefSeq and is a predicted model, not a curated record. The transcript is spliced from 4 exons. Bases 133 to 1506 code for a protein of 457 amino acids. Lineage: Eukaryota; Fungi; Ascomycota; Eurotiomycetes; Eurotiales; Aspergillaceae.